Suillus clintonianus is the source of this 885-nucleotide messenger RNA. RefSeq lists its product as uncharacterized. The coding region runs from base 1 to 885 and encodes 294 amino acids. NCBI's taxonomy places the organism in Eukaryota, Fungi, Basidiomycota, Agaricomycetes, Boletales, Suillaceae. The transcript has 5 exons. The record is from RefSeq and is a predicted model, not a curated record.
AUGAAGAGCUCAGCGGGAAAUUCAUCAAAUAUACUUGGGGCCCGGCGAGCAUUAGAUUUUGAUCAGCCCGAUGCCAGGGCUGUGAUGUGGAUGGCUAUGGAGCCAUUUGAAUAUCCCGGCAUAAGAGAUAUUAGUGAGACUUACACCCAUGGGUCAUAUUUCAAUGAGGCCAUUCCUGAGCUUGUCAACAAUGGCCAUGGCAAUUGGAUGUUCUCGCUGAAUGUUCCCAUCCCAGACGAGAUGGUCUAUCCGACCUUCACGUCGCUUGAAUAUACCAUCAAAUACGGCACAGUAAACGGCCAGGCCACAUCUAUGAUUCAAACAAGCAUACUGCUCACCAAGACCUCUGGCUCCAGUUCAAAUGCUGGACCCGUUCUUGAUGGGACUACUACAGACACCCCCUGGAUAUACAUUUAUCGCAUUGGGGUAGGAUUUCCUACACAGACGAUCGAUAGUGUGACCACCAUGCGCCUCUUAUCUGUGCAAGCCCAACUCCUCCCUCAUGUCCGCAUCAUCGAAGACGCUAGCCACUUGUACUUGUACCUGCACGUUGCUGGAUGUCCCUCUCCUCUCAUGCAACGCCCACUCAUUGCGGAAGUGUCUGCCGCUUGGGUUGAGUAUUGUUUGUGCAAGGUCUUGCACGACAAGAUCGAGGCAGCUACGGUUGCAGAGAGGAAGAGAUCAGAGGAUGAACGAGCAAGGUUGCAAGCUGAACGCAAGUCCGCUGAGGGUAAACUGGCGAAAUGCAAAGCCGAGGGUGAAGAGAAGUCAGCCAAGAAGAAGUCAGAAGAUGAUCAGCUGGUAAAAGAAACCAGGCGGAGAAGCAGGCAGACACGGUUGCGAAACAAUAAGCAGGAGCCGAAACUCAUGGGGAAAAGCUGUUGA